CAAAAACACUGUAGUAGAUUUAAGCCAUGCAUACACCUCUGAGGUCUCGAACGUCCACUCUGACACUCCUUAUAAAGUCAGGAAACCUUCACAGGACACCUUCUCCUGUCAUAGUCCACUCCAGCUCCGGGCUGUCAACUAGCUCUCUUUAGCCACACACAUCCCGUUCGAUUGGGAAGGAGCAUUCGGAGACAACCCUUUGGAGGACUUUUUGUCAUUGGUUUGUUUUGGCGUAGCUGAUCUUAUUUUAACAUCAUGGCGCUGCGACAGAGCUCCGAAAUAGAACCUCUCAUCGAGCUGUUCAUCAAGGCGGGACAUGACGGGGAGAAUGUGGGGAACUGUCCAUUCUGCCAAAGACUCUUCAUGGUUCUGUGGCUGAAAGGAGUCAAGUUCACAGUGACCACAGUCGAUAUGAGGAAGAAACCAGCAGAGCUCAAGGAUCUGGCUCCUGGAACCAACCCCCCUUUCCUCCUGUAUAAUGGCACGCUCCAAACGGACUUCAUUAAGAUCGAGGAGUUUCUAGAACAAACAUUGGCCCCACCCAGGUACCCUCACCUGAGCCCUCUCAACAAAGAAUCCUUUGAUGUCGGUGCUGAUAUUUUUGCAAAGUUCUCUGCUUACAUCAAGAACAGUCCAAAUAAUGCCUUCCAUGAAAAAAAUCUUCUACGGGAGUUCAAGCGUCUGGAUGACUACCUGAUAUCCCCGCUUCCUCAAGAGAUCGACCACAACUCCAGACAAAAUAUCGUCAUUUCCAAGAGGAAGUUCAUUGAUGGAAAUCACCUCACUCUGGCGGACUGCAACCUGCUGCCCAGACUGCAUGUGAUCAAGAUCGCUGCCAAGAAGUAUUGCAACUUUGACAUCCCAGCCCAGUUCGUAGGCGUGUGGCAGUACCUUCAGAACGCCUCAGAAAGAGAGGAAUUCAGCCAGACUUGUCCGGCCGACAUUGAAAUCGAGAAGGCCUACUUCAGUGUGGCCAACAAUAGGAAAUAAAGUCCUUUGUUUUCCCUCAUCUAAAUAAUGUGUGUGGGGAUCCAUUGGCAGCAGUCCAAAGACACUAAGAAAAACUUACAAAAACUAUAUUUAAUUUGCGCCAGGAUUCUAGCUUACAACCCCAAAUGAUACCAUAGAAUGGAGAACUGAUCUGAUUAUAUUGCAUUUGUGUCUGUGUAAUAAUUCCCACAGAAAAGUAUGUAUGUAAUUGAAUGUUUAUCUAAUUUAGCAUUUAGCUCUUUGUGUCUAUAUUGUAAAUAAACAGAUAUAACAUAAUUAUUGUUGACAAUGACAAUUCUAGUGUAAUUCAAAUCAAAAACAGUUUGAUUACAGUUCCAUAGCAAUGAUUUUUAUAGUUAAAGUUCUACGAAUAAAUAUAUUUUGUAUGAAAUAA
Molecule: messenger RNA, 1384 nt
Organism: Gadus macrocephalus (Pacific cod)
Lineage: Eukaryota; Metazoa; Chordata; Actinopteri; Gadiformes; Gadidae
Gene: clic2
Product: chloride intracellular channel 2
Exons: 6
Coding region: 256-990 (244 amino acids)
Biological process (GO): negative regulation of ryanodine-sensitive calcium-release channel activity; chloride transmembrane transport
Molecular function (GO): chloride channel activity
Source: RefSeq, a predicted model, not a curated record